AUGAAUCAAGCUUCUUUUCAUUUCCAGUUGGCUAGUUAUUCAAACAGAUGCUACAGGAAAGCCACUCUCCUUUUCGAUGCAACUAGAGAAUCUACUGGAAAGGAUUUGAAACAAUGUUGUUUCAUGAAGCUACAAGGACUCUCAGAAGAGGAGCGAUAUUCACUUCUUCUGGAGGCGACCUUGUCUUUGAAUGUUAAAAAGAUGAAGGCGGAUGCCGAUGAACUGAAGGCAAUGAAGAGUCUGAAGAGCGUGUUUGCUAAGGGAGUUGGGGCUAAGACGUGGGAAGAGGCGAUAGAAAGAUACCCAACCUUCACUUCAGAAGCAGCCCUGGAACCCUAUGUUGGUAAAAAGUAUACAAAAGGUAACAUCCCAGAGGUCUUCCUGGAGCACAUCAGCAGGGCCAAGAGAGACAUGGACAUGAAUGCAGACGACAUCCCAGCCCUUAUGAUACAAGAACUAGAAGAGGAUAUCCAGUUAUCCUCAACACCAUCGGCUACUACCAGAAUCUUCCUGACAAAGGACAUCACAGCGAUAUCCAAAGUGGUCAGCCAACAUACCCGACACGAUGUGCAUAUAUUGCAUAUUGUCCAGUCCCCAGUAGGAGAUAUUCAAGAUGUCAACCAUAAUGUCUGUAUGCAGUAUGGUAUUGUCGAGUCUAGGAGGAGGGGUGCUGGCACUAGCCAACUCUACAUGCCAUCAAGAUCAGACUUCUACAAAUAUGCAGUGGAGCAUUUCACUUCUAUUGAUGAAGUGGUUCUUGACGUUGGAGACGGACUGCUGGCAAGGGUUGCAGCAGAAUGUGGACGAAAUGGGAGGAUGGUAGAGGAGACAACACUGUCCAGCACAGAAAUAGAGGCCAUGAUGGGUGCUGCAGACUCGGAGGAGAUUCUAGAUGCAGAUCUAGUAUUAAGCAUGGACCAGACGUGUUCUAUACCUUAGUGCAUUUUGUUUCUCUCAUUUCCUCACCUCGAUCACUACCUCAUUUAGUUCUGAAAAAUAUUGUUAAGAUAUGUGACAAACUAACGUUUUUAUGUAAAUAUUUUUAUACAGAUAUGGCUGGUAGGGUGUUUAUAUAUCAUUCUUUUGGCCGCUGGAGUUGUAUUUUCAUGAGGGAAAAUAAAACUCCUUUAGGUAGGCUAAAGAAUAUGUAUUACAUACAUAACAGGAAAUAUCUAUUAUAAUAUUAGAUAACCUUGAUUAAGACCAAGUCAUGGUUUUUACAUGAAAGUCUGAACACGAACAGUUUAAUAGAGUCUGAUCUACAGUAGAUAUCCAUUGUCUUCGCCUUUCUUCUCUGUGCUGAGCUGUUAUGACGAAUAUUGUUGAUACAUGAAUACAUUGUCUUAGCUCAAGCGCGUAUGCUCCUACUGUUAUCGUUGACCAGCUGGUCAAUAUAACCAUCCAGAUGACCGGGCGUGAACUGUUAACAAUAAAUUGCAGUCCCCAUAUCACUUGACAUGCUGUGGACCAAUCACACCUUAGCAACUCUCUGAGCUAUCUAAUACAAGUAUUUAAGUCUAUGUGUAGAUGUGUUUUUAGUUUAGUAGAUAGGUGGCUGGACUACCGAUCAUUAGGUACAUGUAUGUGGUUCAAAUCUCGGCCACUUCACUAAGGUCUAGCUUUGGCAAGACCUUAACAUACAUUUACUACACUCAAACUAUGUUGUACCAAAAUAUGUAGCCUAGUUAAGGUCAGGUAACAUACAUGCAGGAGCACCUUGCUAUAUAGAUGAGCGCUAUACUAGAGUGCAAUAUUAUUAUUAUUAUCUUUUAUUAGAGCAUAUUUUUGUCUUGCCAAGUGAACUUGAUUACUUUGAAGGUAAUUUCAAAGGCACAGGGUUGGUGAACGUGACUCGUCACCUUAUUUAUUUUUCUAAAGCAUCAACACAAAAACCCACAUAUUAUUAUUUUAUCAAGGAUAAAAACUCGGGUCACAACUAUUGGGCCCUUGAUUUUGUUACCAUCUUGUCAAAAUGAAACACUCGAUCUAACUCAUUUCCAAGCAUCAGAAGACGGUUGUUGAUAUCAAUGAUGUAGUUGGAAGAUCAUAUACUUCAAAGUUAUAAUCAAGGAAUUAUCAGAGCUGGAGUCCAAACUGAGGAUAAUUUAUGCAAACAUCUGGCAGAUUCCAAAGGAUAGUCAAUAGAAUUAUUAAACUGCCUUGGUUCUUUGAUAUUUGAUGCGCGAUGCCACCAAAGUAAAAGAAAACAUUUUAGAGAGGAUGUGAACUUUGUGGGUUUUUGUUUGCACAGUUGAUUUAUUAUAUCAAUAAACAUAGAAAACAAAUAGGCAAUUGUUUAGUAAUUAUGUACGAUGCCACUCUGAAAAUCCCAUUCCUCAACAAGCAAGAUUUCUUGAGAUAUUGCCUUAAGAGUGUAAUAAAUAUGUACUGCUUCAAGUACAAUAUUGAUCCCUUGCUGAUUGCUUUUCUGAUUUUCAUAUUUUAUAUGGUACUAUCAAGAAAAUAUUUCUAUUAAAUUAAAUCAACCAGAGUAAAGUCCACAUGUGUCCACUCAUGGAAUUAGCAACUUUAAAUCUUGUAUUUUUGGACGUGUAUCUGUUUGCUUACACCUGGUUAUACCAUUCAUGAGCACUUUCUGUGUAACCAAUUAUCAUUAUAUUGAAUACCUUUAAUUGCAUAUGUGCAUCCUCUGUAGCAAUACUGGCCGCGGGUGUUUCAUCGUUAGUUCUUUUGAAUCAAUGUGCAUGUAUUCGGAGAGCGCAUAUAUAUUUGUCGUGGUUGUUGUGGCAUUGAGCCUACUUCAGAGGAAAUUGUUAAGCUUUUACUCCAGCUGUAAUUACUCCUUGUUAU
This is a messenger RNA of Strongylocentrotus purpuratus (purple sea urchin), 2811 nucleotides long. RefSeq lists its product as uncharacterized. NCBI's taxonomy places the organism in Eukaryota, Metazoa, Echinodermata, Echinoidea, Camarodonta, Strongylocentrotidae. The record is from RefSeq and is a predicted model, not a curated record. The transcript has 6 exons. The coding region runs from base 1 to 939 and encodes 312 amino acids.